UCAUGAAAAACAGCCAUGGCGCAGCAGGCAAAGUUUCCUGCCUGCCAUCCAUGUGCUCUGCAUCUCACCCAAGUCCAACCUCGCCCCCUUCCAGUCUCGCCUUUGGCGCCUUCGGCGCCUUCGCCGCACCGGCCAUUGGUUGUCUUGGCUGCUGUGGCGGCCAUAGGGAACAGCAGCUGGUGCCGGCGCCGCGAGGUGCUUCUGGGGCCGGUGGUGCCGUUGCUUGGCCCAAAGGUGGCUGAAGCCAAAGCGUUGAAAGCACCGGAAGUGGUGAGGGAACUCUGGGGGAAAGGCUUGCGUACUGGAGAAGAUUUGAGUCAAUGGAAGCAGCUGCUGGCAGCAGACUGCGUCUAUGAAGAUUUGUACUAUCAAGAUGCUGCCAAGGGGAAGGAUGAGGUGCUGAAGUUGAUUGGGCAGAAGCUGCUGCCUUCCAACUCUCAGUUGAUCAUCGACGACAUCUCUGAUGGGCAGAAGUCCUGUGGCUUCACAUGGCACAUUGAGGAGAAAGGGGUUGGCAUCGGGCAGCGUGGCAUCGGCUACGUACGCCUGAAUUCUGCUGGUGAAGUGGUGUACGUUCGAGAUUUGGGUGAGCCUUUGUUUAAAGCUGGGGAGCUGACUGAAAAGCUACUGGAAGCCUUGACCAAAGAUCAGCCGAUCCCUGAAAGACCUGCCACUGGCCCGCCACAGACACCACGCACAGCUGGGGCCAUUGUCAAGUACCUCUAUGGCGAUGUGCAGAAGGCUGGUGGUGACGCUGCGCGCUUCUAUGCUGACGAUGUGAUCUAUGAAGACAUGAACUAUGAAACUCCCUUCAUCGGACAAAGUGCCGUGGAAGGUUUCCUGAAGCGUUUUCAGAACAUCCAGGGCGUGACUUUCAACUUGGAGGAGGUAUCAGAUGGCGACCAAGCAGUGGGCUUUACCUACACCAUCGAAAUUGCAGGGCAACCCCGGGGGAUUCGAGGCAUCACCUACUAUCAGGUGAACGACUUUGGAAAGGUUUGCUACGUGCGCGACGUCCCAGAGUCUGCUUCCAAGCCUCCUCCAGUGCAGCAGUUGGCACGUCUGCUGCGUCCAGGGCUGCAGAAGCUGCAGCCGGCGCAACCCUUUCCGGCACACUGCGAGUGCUGUAAGUAAGCUGAGCAGUGGGGGAUUUGGGGGAUUUGGUGAUUGUCACAAUUUGAC
Messenger RNA from Cladocopium goreaui, 1182 nucleotides. Lineage: Eukaryota; Dinophyceae; Suessiales; Symbiodiniaceae. The record is from the annotation of a GenBank genome assembly.